This is a messenger RNA of Mauremys reevesii (Reeves's turtle), 1806 nucleotides long. RefSeq names its product mitochondrial uncoupling protein 3-like. Lineage: Eukaryota; Metazoa; Chordata; Testudines; Geoemydidae. The coding region runs from base 205 to 1122 and encodes 305 amino acids. Gene Ontology annotation, cellular component: mitochondrial membrane. The transcript has 8 exons. The record is from RefSeq and is a predicted model, not a curated record. Gene Ontology annotation, molecular function: oxidative phosphorylation uncoupler activity. Gene Ontology annotation, biological process: mitochondrial transmembrane transport; adaptive thermogenesis; response to cold.
CGAGGGAUAUAUAAAUAGGAAGCCAAGCCCCUCGGCUCACAGAGGAUGGCAAGGAACGGAGUGCGCUCCGCCAGCUGCAUCUCGAAGCUUCAUUCGUAUCUUCCAAGGAGAAUAUCACUGCCGAUCCAUUGCUUGCUGAUUGAACGCUGCUUCCAGAGGAGAAUCUAUUUGCUGAACUGUGAUUCCUGCUAACCCAGGGAAGCAAUGGUCGGACUGAAGCCCACUGACAUCCCUCCAACUGCUACUGUUAAGUUCCUGGGUGCCGGGAUGGCAGCCUGCAUAGCAGAUCUCUGCACCUUCCCUCUGGACACUGCGAAAGUCAGACUGCAGAUCCAGGGAGAGUCCAAGCCUACCAAGAGCGUGAAGACCAUCCACUAUAAGGGCGUCUUUGGCACAAUCACCACCAUGGUGAGGACAGAAGGUCCCACGAGCCUGUACAAUGGCCUGGUGGCUGGUCUCCAGCGUCAGAUGAGCUUUGCUUCCAUUCGUAUCGGGCUGUACGACUCCGUGAAACAAUUCUACACCUCCACGGGAUCGGAGAAUGCCGGCGUUCUCACCCGGUUGCUGGCGGGCUGCACCACCGGAGCCAUGGCAGUCACGUGUGCCCAGCCGACCGACGUGGUCAAGGUGCGAUUCCAAGCCCACGUGAGGCUGACGGAUGGAACCAAGAAAUACAACGGGACUGUGGAUGCCUAUAAAACCAUCGCCAAGGAGGAAGGGGUCAGAGGCCUCUGGAAAGGGACAUUACCCAACAUCACCCGCAACGCCAUUGUGAACUGCGGAGAGAUGGUUACCUAUGACCUCCUCAAGGAGAUGCUGCUGAAAUACCAUCUAAUGACAGACACUUUUCCUUGCCAUUUCAUCGCUGCUUUCGGAGCUGGGUUCUGCGCCACUGUGGUGGCUUCGCCCAUCGACGUCGUGAAGACGAGAUACAUGAAUUCCACCCGUGGCCAGUACAGAAAUGCCUUCAACUGUAUGCUCACCAUGGUGAUCCUGGAAGGACCCACAGCGUUUUACAAGGGGUUCAUGCCCUCGUUCCUGCGGCUGGGAUCCUGGAACGUGGUGAUGUUUGUGACCUACGAGCAGCUGAAACGCGCCGUGAUGCUGGCCCAGCAGCCGUAGGCGUCUCCAUCCUAAGCCCCAGGGAGGUCUCUGGGAUGAGACGACAUAGGCCAGAAUGGGGGCUCCCGUGGAUUCUCCUCUCCCAGGCAAAGCUUGCAGAGCUGGCUCUCGCUGCUGAACUCUGACUGGGACACAUGCUCCCAGCCGCUGAGGUGGGGACAUGCAGCUUUGGAUGGACUGUCCGGCGACAGCUGGCUUUUCAAAACCCACUUGUCACAGUCGGUGAGAUGCCAACGUACAUUACAUUACUUAAACAUGCCCAAGGGAUGCAAGAUAUUGAAGUGACGAAAAAGGACUAGAAAAAACAAAACCAUCAGUGAAGCCAAACUUUAGUAAAGCUUUCGACACGGCCUCUGAGCUCUUCAGACCAUCUUGGAUCCAGGUGCUGCCACGCGGACAGGAAACUGGAGCCCAAUCCAAGGGUGUUAUAAAGAGCAAGAGCCAACCGCCCACGGAUGGAUCUGCAGCAGGACACCGACCCGAGCUGCCUGUGGUGUAUACUAGUCAGUGUUCUGGAGCUGCACUGAGAGGGGAUUACUGGAGGAACAUUGCCCACCCCACGUGGAUCACUCGUGUCACAGGGGAAUAGUGGCCAUUAAACUGUGUCAUUGUUAUUGCUACCUUGCAGCCAUGGCGUAAUAAAAAGACUCAGACGGCCCCCAUGGGAUCUAGUUACAGGUCUCC